This is a messenger RNA of Brassica napus (rape), 1729 nucleotides long. Its product is annotated as 17.6 kDa class I heat shock protein 3. The transcript has a single exon. The coding region runs from base 1084 to 1557 and encodes 157 amino acids. The record is from RefSeq and is a predicted model, not a curated record. Gene Ontology annotation, biological process: protein folding; response to heat; protein complex oligomerization. NCBI's taxonomy places the organism in Eukaryota, Viridiplantae, Streptophyta, Magnoliopsida, Brassicales, Brassicaceae.
UUCCAGUAAAGCUUUUUUGCUUUAGUAAAACUAGGUAUACCAAUAAUACCCAGAAGUUAUCCUUGUACUAACUAAUCCGCUUUAAGACGAUAUUGUUAGGAUUUUACAUUACCCAUGAUGUAUAAUUCAUCUUAAAUGAAAUUAAACACAGAAAAUCAUCAAAACACACAUAAAAUAUACCCAAAAUCUAUAAACAGUUUUUGAAAUCGUUUUUAAUCUCUCAUAAUUUUCAUCAAAUCUUACUUUUUAAUGUUACCCAUCUUAUACACGAUAUUUAAAUGUAAUGUCACAAAAAAAAAUCAUCGAAAACGAACCUGAAUUGCCUGUUUUUUUAGCUUCAAAAAUCACUUAUGAAGGAUGAGAGGAAGAGAGGUUGUACGAUGAAGAAGGAGACAUGUAGGUCAGGAGAAAUCUGAUUGGUUAAAGUUGCUUUAUGGACCAUGUAGGUGGUUGAAUUAUGUUCGGUUUAUUUAACUAGAGAAAUAAAUGAAAGACUAGUUUGAAGAGUGCAAAGAUAAAACGGUAGAGAGAAUAGAGAGGGGACAGUGAGAAUUUAUUUAGGGGUGUACGGGAUAUAUGGAGUUAAUCUCCUAGUUUUUGUUUGAAAAAUUUUGAACUUAUAAGUUAUACCAAUUGGAUAAGACCAUGAUUAUUAGAGGGUUCUUAAGAUGGGGGUUCUUAACGGAAUAUAAGAACCCUCCAAUAAUAAUGCUCUAAUACAGUUUACAGUCUUAAGCCCUAUAAAUGGGGUCGAUGAGGAGAGGUUUAGAGCUUAAAACGGCAUGAUGUCGACUAGUUCAAAAAUGAAAUUGCAGGCAGUGCACUGAAACUUCUUGAACUCGCAUGAGAAAUCAGAUAACGACGCUGAAAACCGACACUGAUAAAGAAAAGAAGAAUCGUGAUUUUUAAAGAAACCUGCAGAACGUUCUCUCUCUCUUAUCUCUUAGCUCUCUGUCUCUCCCUAUAUAUACGCAAAGGCACGGAGGCUUCAGAACCAUCAAAGUAACAAAAGAGAAGCAAAGCAAAAUUGUAGAAGAGAACAAACUUGUGAAAGAGCAUCUUAGUUUUCUGGGCAGUGAAACGAUGUCUCUAAUCCCAAGCUUUUUCGGUGGCCGAAGAACAAACGUGUUCGACCCAUUCUCGCUAGACCUGUAUGACCCCUUCGAAGGAUUCUCAACGCCUUCAGGGAUGACAAACACAACCUCCAAGGACGUGGCAGCGUUCACAAACGCGAAAGUGGACUGGAGGGAGACACCAGAGGCGCACGUGUUCAAGGCGGACUUGCCGGGGCUGAAGAAGGAAGAAGUGAAGGUGGAGGUUGAAGAUGGCAACAUACUUCAGAUAAGUGGAGAGAGAAGCAGCGAGAAUGAAGAGAAGAAUGACAAGUGGCACCGUGUGGAGAGGUCAAGUGGGAAGUUCAUGAGGAGGUUUAAGUUGCGGGAGAACGCGAAGGUAGAAGAAGUAAAAGCUAGUAUGGAGAACGGUGUGUUGUCGGUCACGGUGCCUAAGAUGCCUGAGAGGAAGCCUGAGGUCAAGUCUAUUGACAUCUCCGGCUAAAUAAGAUGGAAAAUCAGAGAUAAAACAAGAUAAAUAAGUAUGAUGAUGUGAAAUAAUGGGUGUGGAGUGUGUUAUUUUCUUGCUUUUUUCCUGUUUUUCUCUUUCCUUAUAAUAUGGAUCUGGAUGUAUAAUAUCUGUAAAUCUUAAUAAAAAAGUGUCUUGAAAGAUAAAA